Messenger RNA from Podarcis raffonei (Aeolian wall lizard), 598 nucleotides. RefSeq names its product prefoldin subunit 5 (gene PFDN5). Gene Ontology annotation, cellular component: cytoplasm; prefoldin complex. The record is from RefSeq and is a predicted model, not a curated record. Bases 57 to 524 code for a protein of 155 amino acids. Lineage: Eukaryota; Metazoa; Chordata; Lepidosauria; Squamata; Lacertidae. The transcript has 6 exons. Gene Ontology annotation, biological process: protein folding; regulation of DNA-templated transcription.
ACUGAUCAUAGACUCCGCCGGCUGGAGAGGACGCCUUUCCCCCCUCGCCUCCCAAGAUGGCGCAGCAGGUGAACAUCACGGAGCUUUCGCUGCCGCAACUGGAGGUGCUGAAGAACCAGCUGGACCAGGAAGUGGAGUUCCUUUCUUCAUCCAUUGCACAACUUAAGGUGGUGCAGACAAAAUAUGUGGAAGCCAAGGACUGUCUGACAGUUUUGAAUAAAACCAAUGAAGGUAAAGAGCUACUGGUCCCACUUUCCAGCUCUAUGUACGUUCCUGGGAAGCUUUCUGAUGUUACCAAUGUCUUGAUAGAUGUAGGAACAGGUUACUAUGUAGAAAAGUCAGUGGACGACGCCAGAGAUUUCUUCAAGAGGAAGAUUGAUUUCCUGACGAAACAGAUGGAGAAAAUCCAGCCGGCACUCCAGGAGAAGCACGCAAUGAAGCAAGCUGUAAUAGAGAUGAUGAGCCAUAAGAUUCAGCAACUAGCAGCAGCGGGGACCUCACAGGCAGCCGCAACAAAGGCCUAGCAAACACUGGUCACACACAUGCCUUCGCAGUUCACCAUUUUGUGAUGUAAACCCGAUUUUGCUCCCCCAGGGUG